Molecule: messenger RNA, 745 nt
Organism: Aspergillus welwitschiae
Lineage: Eukaryota; Fungi; Ascomycota; Eurotiomycetes; Eurotiales; Aspergillaceae
Exons: 1
Coding region: 105-347 (80 amino acids)
Source: RefSeq, a predicted model, not a curated record
CUCAAAGUUGACUGUCCGCAGCGCCACUGGCUUGAAUGAACUUAAUAUCGUCAGUAACCUACCUGCACUGCCCAUGAGUCAUGACUCCUCGGUCCAGUGCAUGAAUGCGCCAUUCCCUCAUAGCAGGAUUCAAGGGUGUAGUCCACCAACGAGCAGCAAAUUGCGAAACAGCCAGCCUCUUGCCAAUCCAUGGCCUCCUUGCAUCGGCUCACUGUGUGAGUCAGGCGCACGUCACGACGGGGAAGUUCUAUAACUGGAGAUAUUUGCCACUGGUACACGAUAGACACUGUCAAAACGAAUAUAGUCACCGAUGGGAAAGGUGGGUCCACGGACAAGAUCGUGCGUGAGGCUGCAAAGUGCUCGCUCGCUAUGAGUCAGGGCAAGAAGGGAAGCGCCGCCGAUUCCGGGGAUCCGCCAGAUGGGAGCACGUGGCAUGGAUGGGGGAAAAUGGGAUCCAGGCCCAUUGGGAUCAUAACUAGUUUGGCUGGAGCUGUCACGGGUCGGCAAACCGGGCUGUAGACGAACGAGUCAGAUCGGCUUCGUAGGCUUCUUCAGAAACUUCGAUUUCUCCAGGUUUGACAAAUUCAACGGGAGGCAAGCCGGAGUGCUUCCAAGGAGCCCCGAAGUAUCGGCAGGCGCCAUGCCUCAGAGACCAAAACCUUAACCUGAUUGGGCAAGGCCUCCGUCUGGCCACCAGCCCUAACCAAGAACGCCGAGGGAAAAGGCGGAAAAGUGGAAAACCUUG